This is a messenger RNA of Zingiber officinale, 1038 nucleotides long. RefSeq lists its product as uncharacterized. The transcript is spliced from 2 exons. NCBI's taxonomy places the organism in Eukaryota, Viridiplantae, Streptophyta, Magnoliopsida, Zingiberales, Zingiberaceae. The coding region runs from base 1 to 1038 and encodes 345 amino acids. The record is from RefSeq and is a predicted model, not a curated record.
AUGUGCAAGACAGUUUUGGCAUCGCUCUCAACACAAUCAUGCCUUCGAGAAACAAUCAAGUUGAAGCAGAAGCAAGACCCGACGUUGACAAGACUUACAGAGAAGAUCAAAAAGGGAAAAGCACCUGAUCUUCAAAUAAAUGAUAGCGGGAUCUUAUGGAUGAAAGGAAGGUUGUGGGUGUCUAACAUUGAUAAUCUUCAACAAGAAGUAAUGUCUGAGGCCCACACAUCAAAAUUCUCAGCCCACCCUGGCAGUACAAAGAUGUAUAGGGAUUUGAAGAAGAACUUCUGGUGGAGCAGAAUGAAGAAGGAUGUCGGGGAAUUCGUCUCUAGUUAUCAUAGAAGCAUUGGAAUGACCCUAUACGAGGCUCUAUAUGGGCGCAAGUGUCGGUCACCUCUAUAUUGGGAUGAAGUAGGAGAAAAAGCUAUAACUGGACCUGAGCUUAUCCAAACCACAGUAGAAAAAGUGACUGUCAUCAAGGAACGACUCAAGGCUGCUCAAGAUCGACAGAAAAGUUGGGCUAAUUUGAAAAGAAGACUAGUGGAAUUUGAAAUGGAUGAUAAGGCCUAUAUAAAGAUUUCGCCAAUGAAGGGAGUAGUUCGAUUCAAUAAAGUUGGGAAACUAAAUCCUAGAUAUGUAGGGACUUUCGAAAUUCUGGAGAAAGUGGGAUUACUAGCUUACAGACUGGCAUUACCACCAGAUAUGUCAAGGAUUCAUAAUGUCUUUCACAUCUCCCAACUAAGAAGAUACGUUGUAGAUCCGAACCAUAUCUUGGAAACUAGACCACUCCUAGUCGAAGGGAACUUGAAUGAAGAAUUGAAGUAUGAAGAAGUUCCCAUUCGAAUUAUUGACACCAAGGAUCAAGUACUUAGACGAAGAACUAUCCCGUACGUCAAAGUACAAUGGUCCAAUCACACUGAAAGGGAAGCUACCUGGGAACCCGAGGAAAAGAUGCGCAAGCAUUACCCAUAUCUCUUCGAAGAUCAAGCGAGCUCAAGUUUCGAGGAUGAAACUUCUAAUAAGGAGGGUGGGAUGUGA